GUGACGCUGCAAACAGCAGCAGGUGUGGACGCUCGUUGCUCUUAUUUCUUCAUCUUAGUGAAAUUGUAUGAGCUCGCGGACUCAUGCCACAACGUGUGGUCAAACUGAAGCGGGUCCUAGUCCAGGUGUGGGUGUGAACCCCGUGUUCGCGGUUAUCUGUCGAGAUGUCAUCGGCCGAAAAGGACGGGACCUUCAGUCAGCUCAACAAGUUUGAGAAACUGUCGUGGAGGCCCUCAAUCCGCGACUCAGGCUCUAAGAAGCGGGCAAGAUGGCUUCAGGCUCGGCGCAUCUUCUCCCCUUCCUGCCCCAACCUUCGGAUCCCCAACAGGUUUCUAAGAGAAGGACACUGUGUACCUCCCGCCCGGAGUGGACACCGCUGUGUUGCGGACAGCGCCAACCUGUACGUAUUUGGAGGCUACAACCCAGACUUUGAGGAGGCCGGUGGCUCAGAAAAUGAAGAUUAUCCACUCUUCAGGGAGCUUUGGCGGUUUCAUUUUGCCACUGCGACCUGGCAACAGGUCCGAACAGAGGGUUACAUGCCCACAGAGUUAGCUUCUAUGUCAGCUGUUUUACAUGGGAACAACCUGCUUGUGUUUGGUGGCACUGGAAUUCCAUUCGGCGAAAACAACGGGAAUGACGUCCAUGUCUGCAAUGUUCAGUAUAAACGAUGGAAUCUGCUCAACUGCAGGGGGAAGAAACCUAACAAGAUCUAUGGACAGGCGAUGGUCAUCAUAAACGGCUACCUUUAUGUGUUUGGAGGGACAACAGGCUACCUUUACAGCACCGACCUCCACAGGCUGGACCUGACCACCAGAGAGUGGACCCACCUUAAACCCAACAACGCGCCCUCAGAUCUGCCUGAGGAGAGGUACAGACAUGAACUAGCUCAUGAUGAACAGAGAAUCUACAUUUUAGGAGGUGGGACUUCCUGGACAUCCUAUCCCCUUGACAAGAUUCAUGCAUAUAAUUUGGAAACCAACUACUGGGAGGAAAUAGCCACCAAACCUCAUGAAAAAAUUGGAUUUCCUGCAGCCCGUCGUUGUCACAGCUGUGUGCAGGUCAAAGAUGAUGUCUUUAUAUGUGGGGGUUAUAAUGGAGAGGUGAUCCUCUCCGACCUGUGGAAGAUCAACCUGCAGAAUUUUCAGUGGACCAAGCUGCCUGCUGUCAUGCCUGAACCUGCUUACUUUCACUGUGCUGCUGUCACACCGGCCGGCUGUAUGUACGUCCACGGGGGCGUGGUCAACAUGUCUGGGAACAGGAGGACUGGCUCUUUGUACAAAGUGUGGCUGACGGUUCCCAGCCUCCUGGAACUGACUUGGGAGAAACUGCUGAAAACCUUCCCUCAUGUAGCCCAGCUGUCCACCCUUCAGCUGCUCAGCCUGGGACUGACACACACGCUGAUUCAGCGGCUCAAAUAGAUGGAGCUCAGAGACUGAAGGAGGCUGCAGCACUGACACUAAAAUGACCAAGCUAAAGGAAAAAGAGGUUCUUAAUAGGACAAGGAAAGUCGGAUGAUGUCAGUUGAUAGUAAGAAAAGUUUUAAAUGCCUUUUUACUUCAGCUUUUUUGUAAAUAUGUGUGCUGUUUUUUUAAAUUAUUUUUUAAUGCAUCGCAUGAUGAGUUUCUCUGUUUAGGGGUGUGUCAGAGUUGACUUUGCACGCAUCCAUGAGAGGCCAUUACUCUGCUAAUUCCAUGAACUCCAAAAGACAUUUCUCAUGUUUUGGGUCCACUACAGUGCAUUUUUUUUUCUUCACAAUGUUCUGUUUUCAGAGUAACCAAUGAAGCAUGAGUGGGGGCGUUUAAAUGUUUAAAAAAGACCACUUCUUGAAAGUCAAAAUGAAUGUUGCUUUUAUAUCAGCUUCCAUUCAAGAGCUAUCAGGUUGAUUUACUCUUGUUAAAUAUAACGCAUGAUCAGUCACCUGCUGCUACCUUCACUGUGAGAUUGUUUGGAUAGAAAGUAACUGAUAUGAACUUAAAUUUCUAUUUAGUUAGUUUAAAAACAGCCAAAUUCUAUGAAGAAGCACACUGCUAAUGAAUAGAGUUCAUGAUUUAACCGCUGGACUAGUCAGUCAUUUUAGGAUUUACAUUGAAGUCUUGAGUCUUGAUCAUCAGGCCAUGGUUUAAAUCCAAAUAACUGGUUUCAGUUAACCCUUGUGCUCACAAUGAGAGCUCACUUUAAAAUCUCUGUAACAUGGUAUCACUGUGAAUCUUCGUGUGCCUCUUCCUCUAAAAAAUGAAACUUAGUGUGUUACAGAUAAAUUCAUGCACCUGUAGCUUCGCAGUGACCCCUGAGCCUUUUCAUUUCAUUUGGUGCCUUCUGAAUUUACAAAAUGUCACACUCAUUGGUUUUAUAUCUCUGAUAUGAUUAUUUUUCCUCUUUGGAUUGUGUAUAUAUAGGUUUUUUUCUUCUAUAUGUUCUGCCUGGUUCCCCAUGAGCCUGUUCUCAGUUUUGUUUAAAGUUUAUAGGGCGAAAAACUACUUUUCUUCAACAUCUUUUCUGAGAUAUUUGUUAUUUAUUUAAAAUCACUUGGCUGAUGUUUACUUUGUUAAAAUCUUUGAACUGUAGCAGAACUAUAUUUUCCUGAUUUCUGCCUGAACCUAGUUCAGCCUUUUAUACCAUACUUCAGGCUGUAUGGUUUUUUUAUUGUGAUUUUUCAUUUGUCUUGAUUUUCUGAAGACUGCAGUGGUACUUAAAAAUAGCUGGUUUAGGACUUUGUUAAAAAGUAAUCAGGUAGAGUAUGUGCGGCGUACUCAGGAUGUUGAAUACUGUGAUCAGACUCAGUCCGCAGGGCUGUGAAAACAUUACGUUUGCCAAAAUACCAUCAGCCAUUUUAGUGAAACCAGAUCGAGGCACGUGGAGCUCUUUGGUCACUAUGUAAAUCUUGAGUCAUAUUCCCAGCUGCUCAUGUCAAGUCACGUUUGCCUUUUUCCACCCAACUUCUAUCUUGAAUUUUAAUCAUGUGAAACAUUUAAUUGUCACAUUCACUGCAGCUGUUGGCACAAAACUAAACGUACUGCAUCGUAAAAGUCCUAUUUAUAUCUUAUGAAGCAUCAGUCUGCUUCAGUAUGUGCUUGGACUCCAGAAAUAUAUGCCUUGCUGAAGAUAGACGUUUAUAUUUGCAUCAUUUUUGAUGUCCAAGUGCAAAGAUCUCUUUUGCAUGUCGGUAUGGUGUGCAUGUCACUUUACAUAAACUCUUGGGAGAAAAGGUGAAUGUCUCCUCAGUUGUGGCUGUAAUGUACAUUUUGUUUAGUAAAUCCUGUCUGUAAAAGCAAUAAAAACACAGGCAGCCA
This is a messenger RNA of Cheilinus undulatus (humphead wrasse), 3290 nucleotides long. Its product is annotated as kelch domain-containing protein 10-like. Gene Ontology annotation, biological process: positive regulation of stress-activated MAPK cascade. Gene Ontology annotation, molecular function: protein binding. The transcript has 10 exons. Lineage: Eukaryota; Metazoa; Chordata; Actinopteri; Labriformes; Labridae. The record is from RefSeq and is a predicted model, not a curated record. Bases 165 to 1418 code for a protein of 417 amino acids.